AUGCCGAUUGCCAGUGAGAGCAGUAGUACCACCACCACCACCAUGACCACUUUCUCCGCCCCUGUCCCUGCUACCAAAUCGCUGCCCACAAACCAGUCAGCGUUAGCGGCCUCCUUCACCAAUUUCCUCACCGUCUCCGUCCAUCAAAUCCUAUUUCUGCGCUCCGUCUAUCCGCGCGCAACCUUCCUCCCCGUGCGGGCAUACAACUAUCCCGUCCGACAAUCCCGUCACCCAAAAGUCUGCGACUACAUCAAUGAUGCUUCAAUUGCAGUCGGAACGGAGAUUCUCAAAGGCACAAUCACCGCAGUCAGUAUCAUCAUUUCAUCUCUUCGCACAAAUCAGCCCCUCGAACGAUAUGCUUUUGAUCUAUCGGGCUUCCCGCGUGCCCCUGCGGGGGAGGUGAAUACUACAUUUGAAGACAGAAAUGAAGAUUCAUCUAAUCCAGGUGCCCCUGUCUCAGACCGGGGCCCCGCACCAACAUCGGUUGACCUCGAGGCACAAUUCCGGGCAUGUCUAGCGAGACUCGCCUCAGCAUGCGCCCGGUUGACCCCACUUCCCCGCGAUGACGAGUUCAGUUUCACCGUCUGCAUUGAAGUGCGGGAAGAUGCUUUACCACCGGCGGGGACCACCAAGGAAGAACAAACUUGGAUUGUGGCAGAACCGGGCAAAGUGCACCUACGAUCGUGCACAGCACCAUUUUCCGUCUCUAAAGUGCGGAAUGGCGAGCCCCAGCAAGCGCCCCCCAAGGUCUCGAAUGGCCGUGCCAAAACAGUACCUGUACGACGUGUCGAAGCUGGCGAGCUUCGGUUAGAGUUGUGGGUAGAAGAGGCACGACAGAAAUUUAACGAACCGGUGGACUCAGAGCAGCCAUCAUGA
Messenger RNA from Penicillium griseofulvum, 876 nucleotides. Its product is annotated as putative mitotic spindle checkpoint protein (Mad2B). Gene Ontology annotation, cellular component: zeta DNA polymerase complex. The transcript has a single exon. Bases 1 to 876 code for a protein of 291 amino acids. NCBI's taxonomy places the organism in Eukaryota, Fungi, Ascomycota, Eurotiomycetes, Eurotiales, Aspergillaceae. The record is from RefSeq and is a predicted model, not a curated record.